AUGAUCUCAAAAAAUAUUUACAAGCAACUUUUCAAGAAUUCUCCAAAAGUAUUAGAUCCUGAUGUAAUCAAAAGCUGCCAAGAUAAUCUGCUUAAGCAUGGAAUUAAUUACAAAGAUUUGAGUAAUUUACCAGAUGUUGAGUUAAAAUUACCACAGUUGCAAGGAAGUGAUGUUGUAGAUCAUUUUUACAAUAUUGGUGAAAGACAAAGUGCUCCUUAUAGAAAUUUGUUAAGUAAGUUAUCUAUGUCUACACUGCCUCCAUUACCAAAGAAUUGGUCAAGGAUGCAUGGUUGGUGCAAAUACACUAGCAAUGGUCCACCAGAGCCCGUUCCAUAUCCACCUGAUAGUGCAUUGAUAUUUGAUGUGGAGGUUCUUAUGUCUUCAGGCAAAAGGCCUACUUUGGCCUGUGCAGCUUCUGCAGAGGCAUGGUAUGGAUGGGUGAGCAAACCUGUUGCAAAUGGGGACCCACAUGAAUACUUUGAAAAUGUCAACUAUGACGACUUGAUCCCGUUAGAGACUGAUGGAAAAGAAAUAAGUAGUGAAAUUAAUAGGCCUAGAAUUGUAGUAGGUCAUAAUGUAUCAUAUGAUAGGUCUAAGAUUAAAGAGCAGUAUUGGUUGAAUAGGACAGGUGUGCGUUUCAUGGAUACAAUGUCAAUGCACACAUGCAUUAGUGGUGUAACAAGUUACCAAAGAACAGUGCUAAAAGCAAAAAAUAAGGAACCCCAUCCAUCUGACGAUGAUUGGAUUGACAUAAGCUCGCUUAAUAGUCUCUCCGAGCAAGUGGCCUUUUUAACUAAUAUUAUUACAAAAUCUAGUGAAGUUACAUGCCAAAAUCAAAAAAUAGUCCCUUCACUUAAUAUUAACUUGCACCGACCUAUAACAGAAGUCUGUGACAAAAUAAACCAGCUCAAGCUAUCAGACUUGUGUACCACGAUAAAAGAUCCUAUUUAUUCACGUGCAAAUGAAAUACAUUUAAAGAAAUUAGUAGAAUUACAGCGUUUUAAUUGUGAUGAUUGGUAUACUGUACGUUUUGAUGCCCAGAAGAAAUAUUUAUUUACACCCGGUUUUGUCGAACUUGCUGUAAAUGAUUCGCUAAAACGAUUUGAAUCUGCAAUGUUGCGUGAUGAUCCUCGUUCUUAUUUGCUAGAACGUUCCUUCGCCGGAUCAAUUAAAGCCUUACUUUGCCAAAAAGAGGAAUUACAAAGAGCAUUACAAGCACUAGUAGAUGAGUAG
This is a messenger RNA of Parnassius apollo (apollo), 1233 nucleotides long. The record is from the annotation of a GenBank genome assembly. NCBI's taxonomy places the organism in Eukaryota, Metazoa, Arthropoda, Insecta, Lepidoptera, Papilionidae.